CACUGUACUUCGUAGACGACGACGAGCCGCUUUCUAUACGUAGUUGUUGACAAAGAAGAUCGUAGUACUAGUGGACAACUGCUUGAUGUGCGCCAUUUUGAUGGUUUGCUAAUAAUAUUACACAGCAAGAGGAGCUACAUUUUCUUGAGACGCACAGACAAAGUCCUGUGCUUGAACGCAAUCAUUCGUUUUUUCUUAUAACGAGCUGACGAGAUUAUGAUUAUUUGACGAGCAGAAGAUGAAGUAGAACAUUGACAAUUACUUGCUUCUUGACGAGAGAAUGAAUAGUUGACGAGGUGGUGACGAGAGACGAGAAGCGUCGACAAAAUCGUAUUCUUGGAUCAUGGUGUGUGUAACAUCAAGAUGCUGUUCUUGUUGUUCUAAUAGAGUCGACAAACAAGCUUCUGUCAAAUCGCGCCGUUUCUGGAAGAAAUCGUUGAGGGCAAAUGAAUCGUAGUUCGGGAUAGAUGAGCGACCAGAUGAAAUGUUGAUUGAAGAACAUGAUCGAUGUGAUCCACUUGUACUCAACGAACACCAUCUUCUUAAGAUGAAUAAUGUCUAUUUCAUUUGUUAUGUUGAUUAUGACUGAGUAUUUUUACUCACUGAAGAGUAAGGUGGAGAAGAAAUUAUUCACGAAGAAAACGACCUCCCUGACCAUCCAAAAAAAGAAAAAUAGACACAGCAAGAGCUACUCUUCAGAAGCACUCGACCACCGUCACAAAAAGGUGCAAUUAUUCUUCUUACAAUACGACGCACGUUGUAUUUAGCGCUAGGCUUUCGAGGAACCGCCCCGACUCGGAAAAAAUACAGCAAGCAACAUAAGAUAAAUAGUCUACAACGACCUGUAGUCCACGACUCCCAAUCCAAACAACAAAAUGUUGUCCAACAUCUUCAAAGUCUGCGCGUUGGCCGCGCUCGUCGAUGCUCGCCAGAAGUACUCUCCCCGUCAGACCGCCUUCACUCAGACUGCGGAACAAUUCCUCGCGGCUGCUGACGCGGGUACAGAAUGCAAAAAAGUCGAAAAGACAGUCUUAGAAAAGGCCUGUGGCAAGGAAGUCGCGGAAAAGCAAAGUGAGGUCAAGGGAUCUGUGCCAAAAGAUAAGGAUGCGACAAAAGACGAAGAUGUUAAAGCGGCUUGCUGCGCAGGAAGCUGUGGCAGUUCUUGCCGCUAA
Messenger RNA from Amoebophrya sp. A25, 1172 nucleotides. The record is from the annotation of a GenBank genome assembly. Lineage: Eukaryota; Dinophyceae; Syndiniales; Amoebophryaceae.